AUGCAGAGUACCCUGGGGAUGGAUUUCGUCUUCGGCCUGGUGAUUUUGGCCAACGGCGCCAUGAUGGGCAUCACGACUCAGGGCAUUGUUGACGAAGAGAGUUUGGAAGCGCAAGUAUUUGAGAUUGUGUGCGUGGGGAUGUUCACCAUCGAGUUUCUGCUUCAUUGGUGUUUCGAACUUGUACGAGUGAAGCGUUGCUGCCCAAGCCUGCGGUCAUUGCUGCGCGAUUCGUGGGCCAAGUUCGACUUGAUGUGCCUCAUAUUGGCAUGGCUGGAUCUUUUAAUGACGUAUCUGAUUGAGAUUGAAGGUGGAACCUCAGCCUUCGCAGUGUUGCGGGUGCUGCGAUUGAUGCGGCUGCUGCGCUUACUCCGCUUGCUGAAGAUCAUGCAGCAGUUGUGGCUCUUACUAAGCAGCAUGGUGGCGGCCAUGCGUGUCCUUUCAUGGGCCACUGGAAUGCUCGUAUGUAUCUGCUACAUCUUUGGCAUCCUUGUGUACGAGCUUACAAAGGGCUCCUUGGAAUCACGACCUGAUCUCGCAGAGGAUUGGAAUGGAGUGGUCUUGUCCAUGAUCGAUGCUCCAGUCGGCUGGCUCUUCAUGCCAGCCCUUUUUCUCUUCAUGGCCAUCGCCUCCUUGGGGAUUAUCAACCUCAUAGUCGGCGUGCUUCUCACCGCUGUCUUAGAUCGUGGAGAGCAGGACGACCAAUUCGAGAACACGGUCAUGAAGUUGCGCCAGCACCGGGCACUCCGGAGACUUCGCUACGGGCUCUACCUGCACGCAGAAAAAACGCUGGGGGGGACGAAAGGGAAAGACGGUUCGCAUUUGGUUUCCCGGCGAAUUUUGCAGGGCUGGGCACGCGGACCCGACAAUGAGCUCCGCAAGCUCGAGCCGCAGGCUGUUGAAGAGGAGCGGGCGCGGAAUAUUUAG
Molecule: messenger RNA, 924 nt
Organism: Symbiodinium natans
Lineage: Eukaryota; Dinophyceae; Suessiales; Symbiodiniaceae
Source: the annotation of a GenBank genome assembly